Molecule: messenger RNA, 331 nt
Organism: Staurois parvus
Lineage: Eukaryota; Metazoa; Chordata; Amphibia; Anura; Ranidae
Source: the annotation of a GenBank genome assembly
AAUUCUGCAAGUAGUUCUAAUUUACUAUCGCUGUUCUCUAGCUGGUCUAAAAUUGCUUUUUACCUAAAGGGACGCUUUUUAGAUACCAUGGACGUUUCUCAGUUUCCAUGCAGAAAGAACAGUAAAAAUGCAGGCAGGGCACAGGACAAAGCACUAAAAAUGUAUGUGAAAUGGUUUGAUACACGUAUUAAGUGAAUGUCACUUUUAAAAUUUUUGAAUUUCCCGCCGGUUCUAUCCCCCGUACGUCCCAAUGUCGCAGGGAACAGAACCCGGAAAACGGAUGCCAACAUCAGCCGGAGGAGAUGGCUGGGGAAGCUGAAGGGGGGGACAU